CUUCAGAAGAGGGUCCAUCUCCAUCACAAGGUCGAGGAAAGAGUCGAGUCUCGAGUCGAGAGAGCAGCGCUUAGAGAGCAGAGAAAAUGUCGAGUCUGCCACGUCGUAUCAUUAAGGAGACGCAGCGUCUGAUGCAGGAGCCGGUGCCGGGAAUCAAUGCCAUACCCGAUGAGAACAAUGCCCGUUACUUCCAUGUGAUCGUGACCGGGCCCAACGACUCGCCGUUCGAGGGCGGCGUUUUCAAGUUGGAGCUGUUCCUACCGGAGGACUAUCCCAUGUCGGCACCGAAGGUCCGUUUCAUCACCAAGAUCUAUCAUCCGAACAUCGAUCGUCUGGGUCGCAUCUGUCUCGAUGUGCUGAAGGACAAGUGGAGUCCUGCACUGCAGAUACGCACCAUUUUGCUGUCGAUCCAGGCCCUGCUCAGUGCCCCCAAUCCCGAUGAUCCCUUGGCCAACGAUGUGGCCGAGCUCUGGAAGGUCAACGAGGCGGAGGCCAUACGCAAUGCUCGCGAGUGGACCCAACGGUAUGCCGUUGAAGACUGAAUGCCCGAUGAAGGAGCACCACAAACGAGGGAGGAGGAGUAGUAGGAUCAGGAUGAGGAUCUGUAGGUGUUGCAACAGCAUAUUUGGUGCUGUUGCCAUAUUGCGUUUUGCGGGCGGGUGGGGAAGCAUACUUUAACAAAAAAAAAAAAAAACCAUAUACCAGAUGAAGAAAGCCAGGUGAAGUCCACGAGAGAGCGAGGGAGUGAGGAACGAAGCCUGAAGAAGAAGAACCACAAGUAAAAACUACAAGCAAACGAUAAAAAAAAAAUAAAAAAUAAAAAAAAUAAUACCACACCACACACCCAAUAUAAUAAGAUGGCAAGAAAAAAAAUCAAUACAAUUUUUUUUUUUUUAUCUUGAAUUGGAAAAACUUUCUCGGGCGGGAUAUAUAUUAUAUAAAUAUACGUAUACAUAUAAAUAUAAAAAAUAAAAAAAAAAUAAAAUAAAUAUAUUUUUUUCAUCCAAACGAUCGGGGCGAUCGGCGAACGGAAAGUGGAGAUAGCGAAAGCAUUCUUUAUGUAAGUUUAAAUUUUAAACUUAAAAAAAAAUAAAAGAAAACAAUACACGUAUCUGUUUAAAAACA
Drosophila bipectinata is the source of this 1125-nucleotide messenger RNA. It is a transcript of the gene ben, whose product is annotated as bendless. NCBI's taxonomy places the organism in Eukaryota, Metazoa, Arthropoda, Insecta, Diptera, Drosophilidae. The record is from RefSeq and is a predicted model, not a curated record.